Suillus clintonianus is the source of this 1446-nucleotide messenger RNA. RefSeq names its product CNH domain-containing protein. The record is from RefSeq and is a predicted model, not a curated record. Gene Ontology annotation, molecular function: guanyl-nucleotide exchange factor activity. Bases 1 to 1446 code for a protein of 481 amino acids. The transcript has 10 exons. NCBI's taxonomy places the organism in Eukaryota, Fungi, Basidiomycota, Agaricomycetes, Boletales, Suillaceae.
AUGCAGCAUUUUAUACGGCAUCCGGAUGCCAACCGCCUAGACACGAAAAGCUUCAUCAACCGUCCCAUCCCUCGAUUGUUGCGGUACGAACUGCUCUUGAAGGGCAUAAUGGACGAGACUCCUGCUGUCUACGAUGAUCACGAAGGGAUCCCUCAAGCCUUGGAGGUCAUAAAGUCUUUGAGCAAGGAGACCGAGCCAGGGGGCUUGGACCUUCUGAAUGAAAACCGCUCUCUUAUUCACGCUGGCAAGCUGAGCCUGCUGCGACAGCUCGCCACCGGCUUCGAAUGGAACGGAUGGACUGAGCUUUUCGUCUUGCUGUUUGACAAUUACUUGGUCAUGACCAAGACCAAAGAAAAAGACGGCCUCACGAAAUAUAACGUUAACCGGAGACCCAUACCGCUCGACCUUCUGACUCUAGCCAGCUUCACAGAUCCCCCGACACAGCGCAGCACAAGCACUCUGCGUCUCGGCCUCGGUGGAGGAAACAGACAUGUGGAGGACAGACCCUCUCCAGGUGGCGGUACUUCCGACACUGCUAACGACUCAUGUCUUGUAUAUCCUUGCACCAUUCACUACAAUGGCAGGCUUGGCGGUUUGUAUACCCUCUUUACGGAGUCUCAGCAAGCGCGAGUGGAGUGGAAACAGAAACUGGACGAGGCCAUCGGCUUGCGCAAGGUUGUUCAAGAGUCAAACAAAGUCUUUGAGCUAGAGCUGCUCAGUACAGACACCUUCCUCGUGCCGUUCAUAUCUUCAGCUGCUGUACCAUCUUGGAACCACGAGAACUUCCUCACUGGCAAGGUUACUUGCUCUGUUCCAUUUACUACCGCUGAUGGUCGAGCAUUGGUGGCUUUUGGCUGUGCCGAAGGUCUAUGCGCCUGGGCGUUGCAUGUAAAGAUGGUGACACAGUGUGCAAUGAUUGAAGACUUCGGAAUGCUCCUCGUACUUGCAGACAAGGCUCUCUUUGCAUACCACAUUGAGGCUCUCGUUCCAUCGUCACCCCAGAGUGCUCAUACAUAUCAGACACUGCAGAGGGUUAAGAUGACCAAAGAUGUUCACUUCUUUAGCGUCGGCAACCAAGGCGGACGGGCGCUACUCGACAGCGUCUUCUGUGUUUUGAAACCGGUGGUGGAAAAAAUCAAUGAAAGGAGCAAGACACCCGCGUCGCUCACUUCUCGCUUUGGUAUACGGCCUGCGCGUUCAGAGCGGUUCCGACUGUACAUGGAGUUCUUCCUGCUCUCGGAAUCUUUCGACCUGGUCUUCCUCAAGGCAAAGAUCGCAAUUCUUUGCACCAAGGGCUUCGAAAUUAUGGACCUACCUGAUUUCAAGAGCGCCACCAUUCCUCUGCGUGAUGAAGGCGGCGAGAGACUCGCAAAACGCGGGGAAUCUUGCCGGCCAAUGGGGAUGUUCCGCGUGGAAAAUGAAUUCCUUUUGUGCUAUGGUGGUUAG